AUGACGGAGCCGCAAGAGGUGGAAUCGUUGUCUGCACGUCUUUGCCAGUCGCCACGGAAGGACGACCACGAGCGAUGGUCUGGCUGUCUUUUCCGCCUUAGUGGAGAGGAAGAGGAAGAAGAGGAAGAGGCGGCGGGAGCGGGGGUCUGCGUUGGCGAGGGGGUAUGUGCAUGCGCCGCGAUAGAGGACAUAGGCCGGAAGACGAAAGGGGUCCGUGGCGAGGGGAACCCUGCGCUUGAGGUCGUUCUGGCUGGCGGGCGGGGGGCGGGCAGCAGCGAGAAGAGGCGCGAGACGGUGCGAGGCUCAGGCUACGGGAGACGGUGGGGGCGCGGCGACAUGAUCUCAAGCCAAACCCUGGGAGUCUCUCCCCGGCCGGCCUCUUUUGCCGAUUACCUCAGCCGCCCCGUCCGUCCGCUUCUCCCGCCCGCCUUGUCGCUGCCCACAUUCCAGGCUCCGCCGUCCAUUCUCCGCCGCCGCGCCCACUCGGCCGCACGCACACAACCCACGGGAUCCUAUGCCACAUGCUCCGAAUGCGACUAUCUUUAG
Molecule: messenger RNA, 546 nt
Organism: Postia placenta MAD-698-R-SB12
Lineage: Eukaryota; Fungi; Basidiomycota; Agaricomycetes; Polyporales; Adustoporiaceae
Exons: 2
Coding region: 1-546 (181 amino acids)
Source: RefSeq, a predicted model, not a curated record